AUGGAGGACCUCGCUCUCUACACACCCCGGGCUAUUAUAGAGCUAUCCACCCUAUCCUUGCUAUUUGGACUGAUGUAUAUCAUCCUAGCCGAACCAAGGAAGAAAGUCGCCCCUGGGAAAUGCACGUGUCAAUAUCCAGACUGUCACUAUCGAAAUCCCUGCCAGCCCGACCGCGAAGUCACAAAUCCCUCGACCUUGAAAACUGAGAGCUUUGAGUCUGGCACGAGCCAUUCGAGUCCAUAUCCGAAUGCCUGUCAGAAAUACAACGGCGUCCCGAAGCCUCCACCGGUGACAGAUCCCUGUAUAAUCGACUACUACUACCACUACUACUACUACUACUACAACUACCACUAUCCAAAUUACGGCCAGACUGAUAGUGAAGUCACAAAUCCUCCGCUCUUGACAACUGAGAACUAUGAGUCUGGGACGAGCCGUUCGAGUCCAUAUGCGAGUGCCUGUCAGGACUGCAACGACGUCCCAGAGCCUCCGCCUGCGACAGAUCCCUCUAUAGUCUACUACUACUACUACUUCUUCUCCCACUACUACCACUAUCACUAUCCAAAAUUUGAGACCGACAGCGAAGUCACAAAUCCUACAUCAUCGACAACUGAGAGCUCUAGACAUGACACCAGCCGUUCGAGGCGCUCAAGGCAUCAAAAGAAGAGGCGUAAGUUUUCCGGCCGUAUCCGGAUCCCGGGGGCUUCUAGUUUAACAGCUGCAGCAUCCUCACAUUCCUUAGCGAGUGGAAAAAAGCAAAUGAACAUAAGUCGUCCCAGGGCCUCUAUCUUGAAAUCUGUCUACAUGACGAGUUGGGAAUCCAGAAUACCUCGGCCGAUCAAUUGGGACAGGCUGCACUGUCGGUCUCGGCCCAAGAAGGUGACAUUCGUGGAAACCCGAGUGAAUCGAUUUUACAAAUAG
Aspergillus pseudoviridinutans is the source of this 918-nucleotide messenger RNA. RefSeq lists its product as uncharacterized. Lineage: Eukaryota; Fungi; Ascomycota; Eurotiomycetes; Eurotiales; Aspergillaceae. The record is from RefSeq and is a predicted model, not a curated record. Bases 1 to 918 code for a protein of 305 amino acids. The transcript has 2 exons.